ACUAACGAUUACGAAACUACCCAUAAGGUCACACCACAAUUCAAAAGUUCAGCGUCAAGUUGUCAAGUUAUAUUCAAAGAGAAGGAAGGUGAACGAAGUUCAGUCCUCUAAUGGAGUUUCUGUCUUCUUCACAUUCUUAAUUCUUUUACCCUUUCUUCAGCCCAUUGCCACUUCGAAACCGCCAGGAUUUAGAUACUUCCCUCCACUGGAAGACAUUCUUUCAUUUGCUUGAAAAUCCCAGUUCUUCUUCUUCUUCUUCUGCCGAACUUGUCUUCUCUGUUUCUAAGUUUCAAUUUUUUGGGCACUAUUGUCGCGUUCUGAUGUCGACGUCCUGAAUUUGUUCAUUCUGUUCGGUUAUGCGGCUUGAGCUCAAUUUGUUAUCACUGCAUGAUAUGACGACGCAAACUCCAAGUACCCUCCUCUUGAUGUAGGCGUUUUAGACUCUGAAUAUUGUUUUGGCAUUUGUAAUUGAGGGAAACUUUUAUGACGUAUUAAUUUUUGCGCCGCUCUGUAAUUUUAUCGAUAUUGAAAUGUUGCACGCCAGGUGCUCGAUGAAUGUCCGCUAAGAGAUGUAGCAAGCAUGUUCUUACAUGAAUAAUGACACUACAAUAUAGUUGGAGUUUGUUACUGGAGCUGUACACAUUUUGAUUUGGCACACAAGGUAUUUUUAAUGUGAAACUGCACAAUAGAAAUUUGAAUGGAAGUUCUGGUUUGACUUUCCAGACUUGAAUGCUCUGAUCCAGGCAUUCUCACAUUUCAAUCAAUGUGUACGUCAUACUAGAGAUAGUGGUUUGGAACAAGCAUGGUUGAAAUCUCCACGUGGGAGAUGAUUCUUGCAGUUACAGGGGAUGAAUAAAUUGAAAAGAAGUUGAAAGGCUUUCUCUCCUAUAUUUAUGCAUCAUUCAUUUGUAAACCUCAUGUGCUGAUCUCUGCAGUGUGUUUAAGAAUGGCUUUAGAAUAGAUUACUUGAAUGGCACCUAUAAGAACCUUCAAUUCUAUAUAUUUUUUAACUUUAGCAUCGGAUGCUAUUGUUUUCUUCAACCCUUUUAGUCCAAGUACGUCAACAAAGAACUUCAAACCUCAACUGCAUUUAGCACACUCCCAUAUUCGACUCAGUACCCAGCUUGCCUUUUCUCCCUGCCCUGUUACUGUACAUUAUCCUCAUGAUGAUAAGAUAAUCUCUCUCUGCAAGAAAAACUUGCACAGAGAAGCUCUUCAAGCAUUUGACAUCUUUCGGAAAUGUUCAAGUUCUCCAUUGAAUUCUAUCACUUAUACCCAUCUAAUCAACGCAUGCUCUUCUCUAAGAUCCCUAGAGCACGGCAGGAAAAUUCAUCGCCAUAUGUUGACAUGCAACUACCAGCCUGAUAUGAUACUUCAGAAUCACAUUCUUAGUAUGUAUGGAAAAUGUGGGUCUUUGAAGGAAGCAAGAAAUAUUUUUGAUGCAAUGCCUCUGAAGAAUGUAGUAUCUUGGACCUCCAUGAUAUCUGGAUACUCACGUUAUGGUCAAGAGGAUAAUGCCAUUACAUUGUAUAUUCAAAUGUUACGAUCGGGAUACAUUCCUGAUCACUUUACAUUCGGAAGUAUUGUAAAAUCUUGCUCUGGACUUGAUGAUUUUAUGCUAGCAAGGCAACUGCAUGCUCACGUUCUGAAGUUUGAAUUUGGCGGUCACCUAAUUGCACAGAAUGCUCUAAUCUCAAUGUAUACCAAGUUCAGUCAAAUGGCUGAUGCAAUAAAUGUCUUCUCUCGUAUUAUUAUAAAGGAUCUAAUUUCCUGGGGCUCAAUGAUUGCAGGGUUUUCUCAGCUUGGCUAUGAGCUUGAAGCUUUAUGCCAUUUUAGGGAAAUGCUUUCUCAGUCUGUCUAUCAGCCAAAUGAGUUUGUCUUCGGUAGUGCCUUCAGUGCUUGUAGCAAGCUCUUAGAACCAGAUUGUGGACGCCAAAUACAUGGCUUGUGUAUAAAAUUGGGGUUAGGAAGUGAUAUUUUUGCUGGAUGCUCCCUUUGUGACAUGUAUGCAAAGUGUGGGUUUUUAGAAUCUGCAAGAACAGUAUUUUAUCAUAUUGAAAAGCCUGAUUUAGUUGCCUGGAAUGCUAUUAUAGCGGGAUUUGCUAGUGUCAGUAAUGCAAAGGAAUCCUUGUCAUUCUUUUCUCAAAUGAGGCAUAGAGGAGUUGUUCCAAAUGAUGUCACUGUUCUCUCUUUACUUUGUGCUUGUUCGGAGCCUGUGAUGCUUAAUAAUGGAAUGCAGGUUCACUCCUACAUUGUCAAAAUGGGCUUCAAUUUAGAUAUUCCUGUGUGCAACAGUUUGCUCAGCAUGUAUUCGAAGUGCUCAAAUUUGAAUGAUGCACUUCAAGUAUUUGAAGGCAUAGGAAACAAAGCUGAUAUAGUUUCUUGGAACACCUUGCUUACAGCAUGUCUCCAGCAGAACCAAGCUGGAGAGGUUUUAAGAUUAACGAAGCUAAUGUUUGCUUCUCGUAUUAUGCCUGACCAUGUUACUUUAACUAAUGUGUUGGUGUCAUCUGGACAAAUAGCAUCUUAUGAAGUGGGGAGUCAAAUUCAUUGUUUUAUCAUGAAAUCAGGACUGAAUCUUGAUACUUCUGUUUCUAAUGCAUUAAUCAAUAUGUAUACGAAGUGUGGAUCCCUUGAAUGUGCUCGAAAGAUGUUUGAUUCCAUUGGCAAUCCUGAUAUCAUUUCAUGGAGUAGCUUGAUUGUUGGAUAUGCACAGGCUGGAUGCGGCAAGGAGGCUUUUGAGCUUUUCAGGACCAUGAGAGGCCUCGGUGUAAAGCCAAAUGAAAUUACAUUCCUAGGAAUUCUUACUGCUUGUAGUCAUAUUGGAAUGGUAGAAGAAGGUUUGAAGUUAUACAGGACAAUGCAAGAGGAUUAUCGUAUUUCACCAACCAAAGAACACUGUUCAUGUAUAGUUGACUUGUUCGCUCGUGCUGGAUGCUUGGAUGUGGCAGAGGAGUUCAUUAAGCAGAUGCCUUUCGUUCCCGAUGUUGUAGUCUGGAAGACUCUGCUAGCAGCAUGUAAAGUCCAUGGUAAUCUUGAGGUUGGCAAAAGGGCUGCAGAGAAUGUAUUAAAAAUCGAUCCAUCAAACUCCGCCGCAGUCGUAAUGCUUUGUAACAUACAUGCUUCUUCCGGGCAUUGGAAAGAUUUAGCUCAACUAAGGAUUUCAAUGAGACGAAUGGAUGUCGGCAAAGUUCCAGGUCAGAGCUGGAUUGAGAUCAAGGAUAAAGUUCAUGUGUUUCUUGCAGAAGAUAACUUACAUCCUGAGAGAGGUAAAAUUUACACAAUGCUGGAAGAGCUGAUGUUGCAAACUUUAGAUGAUAGUUGUGAUCCAUUACAGAUGGUAUCUUGAUUGGAUUACAAAGUAGGAAUAAUUAAUUUUUCAGGCAGGUUCUUAGAUGUAUAUUGGAUCUCACGAUUUUGUGAAAUAAUUUACGAGAAAUUCAGUAGUGACAUAGAAAUGGGUAUUUGUUCUUUA
Cucumis melo (muskmelon) is the source of this 3475-nucleotide messenger RNA. Its product is annotated as pentatricopeptide repeat-containing protein At3g53360, mitochondrial. The transcript has a single exon. Gene Ontology annotation, molecular function: protein binding; RNA binding. The record is from RefSeq and is a predicted model, not a curated record. The coding region runs from base 971 to 3349 and encodes 792 amino acids. Lineage: Eukaryota; Viridiplantae; Streptophyta; Magnoliopsida; Cucurbitales; Cucurbitaceae. Gene Ontology annotation, biological process: RNA modification.